AUGAGUUUGAUUUCUCAAAUGAGCCAUCUUAAAUCCUCCGCUGGAUUUGACGAUGGAAAAUCGGAAAAAUCUGAUCGAUCAGACGAUCACUUCGUGUUCGACUCAUCGGAAGAUGAAGAAAUUUCAAUGAUAUUCGGUUUCAAGGAAGAUGAAGCACGCAAUCGACUGCUCAGUUUCCCGAAAACCACGCGUCUGGUCAUUAGUCCGGAUCUUCAAGCGGAAAUCGGGAUGGAAAUUGGGAAGGCAGUUAGUGUAGAGCACCCGUGGAAGGAAAUCAAGAAAGAAGUUCUUGAGGAUCACAUUCCGGACAAAACAAAAGAGCAAAAACAACUUAAGGAUAAGCUGAAGGAACUAAAUCCGGGAAAGCUUAUUCUGGUUGGAUACCUGCCGGAACUGUCUACAGAAGAAGAUACGUUUGUCGUUUUCGUGGACGAUCGCGAAACGAAGGAAGCUAGUGAUCUCAUACGGCGAAUUGAAGUACUUGAGCGGCAUAAAGCACGAGGGGUUUUGAAAAAACGUCCCAGAAAAUGGCAAGAUCAGGGCAGCCAUGCGAAGGUUUUGUCUUUCAUUCCAGUUCAGCGCACCAAUAUUGUUAAUCUGGAAACCCAAAGCAUAUUUCCAGUCAAACGGUGCAGUUAUGUGUUCACAAAUCGCUUUGUGAAAGAUGUUCGUGAUGGUUAUGUUGAGUUGGUCCCCGGCAAAUUACGCUUCAACAAUAUUCAGCGUAAGCUUGUGGACUUUGCUGUCCAAAUAGGUCCUCCCAAAGUUCACCAAUAUCAGCAGACGGAUCCUACCUUUCCGACUAACGCGUGGUCUCAGUAUCUAUACGAGAUCACAGAUGAGGAGAGGGAAGCGGCCAAUAAAUCGACGGUUGCCACUGGAAAUGAUAAUCAAGCGCCGAAGCCUAAUAGCUAUGUUCAGGAGUUACUCAAUACACUGGAGUUCAAUCAAGUUGACAUGUAUAAGAAUGAUUAUCCUUGCAUUUCGUAUAAAAAAGUGCAGAAAUAUCAGACACCCAUUGUGGAGGAAUGCUUUUGCUUUUCUGAUCGUGCAAAAUGCGGAAAACGUUAUGUGUCGGCUAUCGAUUGGCAUCCUGUAUUGUCUGGAAUACUUGUAGCUGCAUACAACUUCGAAACACUUUGCACUAUCAAACACGACGGAGAAUCGGACACGAACCCAAUUGAUCUUGUUAAUCGGAUUGUGUUUGAAAAUUGUCCAGUACUGAUGUGGUGCUUUGAUGACACGCUCAACCCAAAAUUGGAGCUAAGAUCCGAUCGAGAAGUUACAGCGCUGUCCUUUUGUCCGUAUGAUGGUAACCUGCUUCUGGGAGGACUAGUGACUGGACAAAUUAUUAUUUGGGAUCUGAGCAGGCAACUGGAUAGAGUUGAGAGGGUUGAAGAUAUAUCUCCCACCCAACUUCAGUACCGUCGAGAAAUUAAAGCAAUGAUGGGAUUGUUCAAGGACGAGGUUGAUCGUACAGUGGAACCAGUUGCGAUCAGUGCAAUGGAUAAAUCUCCCAGAAGAUCGAUAACGGUUAUUAAAUGGCUGCCUCGGAACACUUAUUGUGCCGGUACUGGGCAGAUACGGGCUGUCGACGAUAAACUGCACCGUUUUAUUAUGACUGCGUCGGUUGAUGGUUCGGUCUGCUUCUGGGAUUUGGACUUUAGUCCUCCAGCUUCAAAAACAACACAAACGUCCAAAACUGUUAUGGAUGGGAAGAAGUCUGCUUAUCAACAUCUAGAUAACGCAUUCCAUCCAAUAUUCAGAGUAAAGUGUGAAACAUCAGUUACCUCAAUCUCAGUAGAUGAGGCACUUUUUCAAUAUGUGCCGGAUGAGAUACCGAAAGAACUGUCUUCCAGAGUAGUUCAUCGAGCCACAUCGAUAGCUGUUGAGUUUCGCAUGAAAGUGGUAUAUGGGAGCCUAAUGGGUGGAAUUGCAUGCGGCACCUGGCAGGGACAUGAUUUCGAUCAAGGUACAGGAACCAACGAGGAGGCAAUGAAGACUGACAAGACUUUUGCAUCGAUUCAUGAUGGUCCGGUGAUUGCGGUUGAGAGAAAUCCAUUCUGCAUGGAUAUAUUCUUGUCCAUCGGAGGACGCGUUUUGGCAGUGUGGAGUGAAAAAUGUGUUAGCUCAGCGAUAUUUUGGAGAAAACGGAAGGCACGCCUGACGGCUGGUCGGUGGAGUUUGGAUCGAGCGGCAGUUUUCUUCAUUAUUGACAGUAAUGGUAAUUUUGAGAUUUGGGAUUUAAGUGUGAGAAUUGACAUGCCGUGCCUGGUAACGAGUUUAGGUGGACACAUGCUCUCCUAUUUGUCGCAGCAUAAGCUAUCAGCUACGAAGAAGUUCCUUGCAGUGGCAGAUUACAACAGUAAUAUAAGAAUUUUGAUAAUUCCUAGCGCGUUUUCGGAGCCUUUUCCAAAUGAAAAGAAGAAAUUCCGGAAGUUCAUCCAACAUCAAUUAUCUUGCCGAGAGUUGCAGGACAAAUGGAUUCAAAACUACUAUGAGGCUCACAAAGACAGUAUCGAUGCACAAUUGAAAGCGAAGCGUGAAGCAAAGGAAAUGGCAGAGCGAAUGGAGGUGGAACAGAAGGAAAGAGAUGAAUUCUUGAAACGCCAAGCGAUUGAAGAGGCAAAGAAAAAAUCAAUGCGAGAUGCUGAGAAACGAGUCGACAUGGCCAAACGCUCAGAUGCUAGAUGGAGGCAUAAAAGUUAUAAACGAUUACUGCGCAGCAUGAUGGAGAGAAGAAACAUUAAUCCGGGACAGUUGGCGAAACAAAUGCACCCAGAGAAAGAAAUACGAAAAUAUAAUGAAGAAAAACAGGUCGCAAUUGCCGAAGAUUUGGCACGAAUCGAACAGGAUUAUGAAGAGGUUAAAGCUCAGCUUAUACCGGUCAAGAAAGUAGUGGUAACCAGAACAGAACAGCUGAAGGAGAAAAUACAGAAGUUUAAGGAUGAGAUAGCAGACUACACGCGAGUGGAGAUAGAAGCGAGAGAGGUUCUGGAGAAUUUUCAACUGCCACCGGUUGCGUGUUUCACGGAUAUUUUAAUCAAGGGAAGACAAAGGAGGGAUAUAAUUAAUCGUGACUUGGGCGCUAAUCUCGUACAUUUAGAAAGUUAUCAGCGUAAAAAAAUGCAGAGGAAAGCGGAUAUUAGUGAGGGAUAUGCUGAUGUCGAGAGCACAACCAGUGUUACGAGUCCUGAUGCAUUGCAACGGGCGCGUUCGGUUACAUUUAUUGAUGAUGUUCCACAGGGGCUCGUCGAACCUUUGGCUGGGGAGCAAGAACCUGAAUCGGAACGUAAAAACACACCAAUAACAGAUGAAUGAAUCAAACAUCGUAAUCCAACUGAGCCUGAUGCUAAUGUGUGUAACAAUAUACAAAUAUAAAACAAUUGAGAUAUGUAUUACGUAAGUUAUUAAGUCGACUUCAUUGUCGGUUAUAGAUUCAUUAGUCGAAGGCAUAGAUUUUAAUUGCCGAUUCUUUAAAAGCAGUCUCUCGUAUAUGCGACAUAUUCAUCAACCUAGAAGUCACAUAUGAUACGUUCGGCUGACUAGAGCUAUUUACAACUCCAAGACUGAGAAAAAAGUCUUUAUGCAUGCAAUUUGUGAAGAA
Molecule: messenger RNA, 3607 nt
Organism: Toxorhynchites rutilus septentrionalis
Lineage: Eukaryota; Metazoa; Arthropoda; Insecta; Diptera; Culicidae
Gene: mmm
Product: dynein axonemal intermediate chain 3
Exons: 4
Coding region: 1-3321 (1106 amino acids)
Biological process (GO): cilium movement involved in cell motility; inner dynein arm assembly
Cellular component (GO): inner dynein arm
Molecular function (GO): dynein heavy chain binding; dynein light chain binding
Source: RefSeq, a predicted model, not a curated record